Messenger RNA from Boleophthalmus pectinirostris (great blue-spotted mudskipper), 7435 nucleotides. RefSeq names its product DIRAS family, GTP-binding RAS-like 1b (gene diras1b). The transcript has 3 exons. Gene Ontology annotation, cellular component: plasma membrane. The record is from RefSeq and is a predicted model, not a curated record. NCBI's taxonomy places the organism in Eukaryota, Metazoa, Chordata, Actinopteri, Gobiiformes, Gobiidae. The coding region runs from base 184 to 780 and encodes 198 amino acids. Gene Ontology annotation, molecular function: GDP binding; GTPase activity; GTP binding. Gene Ontology annotation, biological process: signal transduction.
UACCGCUGCUUCUGCCGAGCUUUUCCUUUCGUGUUUUGGAAAAAUCGCGUACAUGAGCGCUACAUGAACCGAGUAAAAUGCACUACGAGUCUCUUACAUCCGUCUGAACCAAGGACUGAGCCUGAAGCGGACUUUUCCCAUCACAACCAGGUGUAACCCAGUGCAGACCCUGAUCGGGGCAGGAUGCCGGAGCAGAGCAAUGACUACCGCGUGGUGGUGUUUGGGGCAGGGGGAGUGGGGAAGAGCUCCCUGGUGCUUCGCUUUGUCAAAGGCACAUUCAGAGACACGUACAUCCCCACGGUGGAGGACACAUAUCGUCAGGUGAUCAGCUGUGAUAAGAGCGUGUGCACUCUGCAGAUCACAGACACCACCGGGAGCCACCAGUUUCCAGCCAUGCAGCGCCUCUCCAUCUCCAAGGGCCAUGCGUUCAUCCUGGUCUACUCCAUCACCAGCAGGCAGUCUUUGGAGGAGCUCAAGCCCAUCUACCAACAGAUCUUGGCCAUCAAGGGGAAUGUGGAGGCCAUCCCGAUCAUGCUGGUGGGCAACAAGAGUGACGAAACCCAGCGAGAAGUGGAGACCAAAGAUGGAGAAGCCCAGUCCAAACAGUGGAAGUGCGCGUUCAUGGAAACCUCGGCCAAAACCAACCACAACGUCACCGAAUUGUUCCAGGAGCUCCUCAACCUGGACAAGAAGAGGAAUAUGAGCCUCAACAUCGAUGGGAAGAGGUCCGGAAAGCAGUCCCGUGCCGAGAGACUGAAGGGGAAAUGCAGCGUUAUGUAAAAGUCAGUGAGAAGUUUACCAAGAUGGCCACGGGAUAGCAUCACCGCAAGCGUUUUCAUUUGACUCAAGAAGGAGCUAGCUGUCUGUUUGAAGUAAAUGGAAGAUAUUUAGCCAUCCAGAACCAAAAUUUUCCAUCCACCUACGUACUUUGAGCUGACAAAUUAAAAGGAAAUCACUGUUAACAACCAUGGAAAACCGUCAAACAUUAUAACGUAUUUAAAUUCGAAAUAGUCUCUAACAUCUCGCACAAGCCAGUCAUUAUAAACCUUUUUAAUUAGAUUUAUAAGAAGGGGCUGUCUGGUUGAUAUUUAGCCAUUCAAAAUUAAUCUCUUUCAUCCACCCACCUAUCUACUUUAACUGACAAAUUAGCCGCGGAAAGAGAAAAUUUGUGUGGAAAAACAUGGGAAACCAUCAACUCCAAAGCAUUUUAAUUUGACAUUGCAAUUUUGUUUGUCGCCUACCUAACUUGUUUUAAAGCUGCUUCGUGUAAUUUUUUUGGCUGGGGGUCCAUUACCUGCUUGUUUCUAUGGAUAUGUCACUCCUUUGCCUGGAAUGUUCCGCAGUAUGACAUUAAAUAGCUCUACUUUACAUUUAUUACAUUACAGGUGUUUUUUUAGCUAAAAAAUACUGAGAAAAACAGGCAUUCUGACUGUAAGCGGGAUUGCCUCUCCACAGAUCUGACCUGUAACUUGGUCUGGUUUGGUCUCCAUGACAAUAGAAAGGUUUAAUGCCAUACUGUGAAACUCCAGACAAAGCAAUAACGUCACAGAGAAAAGAAUUUGACCCUCCACCAGAAAAGUUACACAACAUUUCGGACAACCAAUGGAUAACAUAAGACAAGCAUUAUAAAGCAUUUUAAUUUGACAAAAGAAGGAGCUGUCUAGAUGUAAAUGUAAUAUAUUUAGAACUGAUGUUUUUCACCAUCCAUCUACGUACUUUGGGGUUGACAAAUGAGCUCAACGAAGAGGAAAUUUUAGCUGGAAAAUCACAAGAAAGCAUCAGUCAAAGAUUAUAAAGCAUUUUAAUUUGACAUAAGUAGGACUUCUCUGGAAAUUCAAAAACAUCUGUCAUCUUAUUUUUUUCAUAUAUAUAUUUUAAAACAUUGCCUCCAAAAGGGAAAGUUGGUAAUUUUGCUCAACCAAUCUAUCAAUCACGAAUAAUUGUAAUUUGACUGGAGGAAGAACUGGAGGAGGAUCAGCCUUUCAAAAUGUCUACUUUUUUCUCCAGACACCCACUUACCUAUUUUGAGCUGACAAAUUAGCUCAGAAAAGUAGAAAUUUGUCCUCAAAGCAUUGGAUAUCAUCACUCAACCAUUAUAAAGAACUUUAAUUUGACAUUUCAGAGCUAGAAGGCUGAAGCAAGCGGAAGAAAUUCAGUCAUUAACAUAUUUUUAGUCUUCAUCUACGUAAACAAAAGCCAGGCUAACCAGCUAAGUACACCGACGCAUUCACGAUCGAAGUUUAAAAAGAAAACUGUCGAAUCGGUCACGCUAGAAUGCUUUUGAACUCACUGCUUUGAGAAGGCCAAGCUGGACCCGCAAGUCAACUGGAUGGCGUUGUAAAUAGAAGUAUCUACAGUAUACAUAACAAGGCAUAGUUCUUCAUACAACACCCAUAUGCUCCAACUACUACUACUACAAGAGACUCAUCCAUCUUUGUUUAACUUGUAUCUCUGCUUCAUAGAAAUCUUAUUUAAAAGUGGAGAAAUAUUCCGCGGCAGGGCGUGUACACACACACAACGCAACAAUCCUUUUAAGACUCAAUAGAUGUAGAAUAUGUAACAUUGUGGGAUUUCCGCCUGCCUUGAAAUUGUACUGUACUUGGAUAAUCAUUACCAAGAACCAGGGACGAAAGCUGAGAAUGUCAUUUGGCACUUUGAAGGUGUUUUAUUUUUGCCUUUUUAAUUAUUUUUUACGUUUUAAAGACAGAAAAUAAUCCUACUGAGAAGCACACGAGCAUGGACGGUAUAAAUACUACGAUUUUGUUGCUUUUACUCAAUGUUUUUGUAUUUGAUUUUCAGGAAAAUGUCAAUCACACUGCGGAAAUAAUAUCUAUCAUGGGUUGAAAUGACUUGAAUUUUGAAUCUUAAAGGUGCAUUAUGUAACUUUACAGGCUGGGGGUCUGUUACCAUGGAGAUGUUAUUGCUUUGUCUGUAAUGUUCCACAGUAUACUAUUCAAUUAUGGGUGUUUUUAUUGUUUAAAAAUACCUUUAAAAACCUGCAUUCUUAUUGUGAGUGAGGUCACCUCUUCACAGAUCUCAUGCGUAAAUUGGCCUGGUGGUGUCUCCUGCUUGUUUCUAUGGAGAGUUUUAAAAGUUUUAUGCCAUACUUUGGAAUAUUUGAGGAAAAGCAAGAGCAUCUCUAUGGAGACAAGUAACUGGUAACUUCUACCAGAAAAGUUAAACAGUGCACCUUUGAACUUGAUUUUAAUAGUUUUGACUGAGUAAUAUUUUACUUACAUUAUUUGUUUCUUAUCAUUUAUCCCAGUUUCAAGAUAAUUUAGUGUGAAAUAAGAAGCUAUGUAUUGUAACCACUGAAAAACAUCUCGCUUGACAAGUCGAGACUACGCAAAUUCAGUUUCAAAAAUCAAAAUCACGUCAUUUAAUUCAUCUAGAUAAUAUUUUUUGCAGUGCACUGAUACUCAAAUGCACACGAGAAUUCAUGCAAAAAUCCACAAAUCGACUUACUGGCUAACGCGGCCUCUUCACAAAAUGCCCUCACAUUGCACUUUAAUACUAUUUAAACAAACACGUAACACGCAUCAUUGCAAUUCGCCAUGUUGUUUGCCUAUAUAUUGUGUUUUAAUGGUCUCCGCUUCUAACACUAUAAACAAGUCCACCUGGAGCAUUCAUCCGAAGUGCUUACAUAAAUCUAUUGUUUGAAGCUUUUGUACAGGACAGCCAAAAGCACAAUACUUUUACAGACAUAUCUAAUGUUUUGUUAGCUUUGAGUUCUGUCUUCCUGGUAAAUUUGUUUUUCCACGUUUCGCCAUUAUGUCCUCAAACACAGAGGAACCAAUCACACGGCAAUUAUAGAUGUAGAAUUGUUGGUAGUUUUACAGUGUCCAAUUUCAAUGUUUUUUUUGUUGCUAAAUGGCACAAUAAGGUUGUGGUUCUGCUGAACAACAGGGUAUUGUGACCGGUAGCUGUGGUUUUGCAAAAUGAUCGCGAAUUGACGUCUUUCAAUUGCCCUGAUUAUAGACCUGAAUUAAAGGCGCUGUACCUGAUUUACUGUCUUAAAAAUGUGACAAAUAGAAGAGUUUUAAUGUGUUUGUAGUGGUCCAUAGUUAUAACUCACUUAUCUUAUGCAUCCUAAUUAUUAUUAUAAAUUGCCUAUGACACAUUAGACCACUUGUUGUACUAAAACACAGAUUAUACUUAAGAGUUCACAAAAAUUUUACUAUUUCUUUUCAGUUACGAGGGAAUUCUAUAACAGUUUCCUAGCAACCAUUAGUAUACUGGGCCAAAACACCCCUGAUAUACACAGAAAUUAUUAUUAGGCAAUUAAAAUGAUAAGAAAGCACCUUUAUUUUGUUGAAAUCAUGUUUAAAAUAUCAGAAAAAAGUUGUUUCUUAAGUGUAAUUUGUGCAACGUUUGGAUAGAAUUCUCCCCAGUGCGAGGCCGUAUAGGAAUCUGUAAAAUACUUUCUACUUCCUAUAUUUUUCAAUAACUUUCUCAACUUUUCUUCACCAACUGCUUCUUGAUUGGUGUAAAACUAUAAUUUAUAUUUACAACAGGUUUCAUCCCACCAAAAAAAUAAAUUCUUUUAAUAAAAAAUUAAAAAAUGAGAAUCAUCAAAACCAUCAUGCACUUUAAUUGUAUGAGUUUAGCACUUUUCGUAGAUCCCAGACACCGGAGCAGACUCGCACAACCUAACAACAACUAGCAUGCUAAAGUGCACUUCCUGAUUUUCUGACAACAUAUUACAAUUAGACAGCACACAGCUAUCAUAUUUUGACCCCAAGAGCUGCUUAAAUGCAAUAUAGCUGGGGAAAAAUACAUUUUGCUCAAAGACAUGGGACAAAAUCUGGUACAGGACCUUUUAACAACGUAAGCUGCAUGCACAUUUAAGGAAAUUAUAUAACCAAACUGCAAAUUUGGUUAGGUGAAUAAGUUAGAAAUCAAAACAUGUGUGAAUGAGUUGGUUUUGGCAUCAGAAAUGCAAUGUUAAGUAUAGAAAGCAAUAGUGAAUUUUGUGUAAAUCAGCCACAAAAUGUUAAAUAUAAAUCCAUAGAAUACCAAAUGAGCCACCAAACUUUCUACAGUGGCCUAUUAUUAAACUAAAGGUUAAAUUGCUCCAAAAUUACCAGGUUUCUCAACAGAAAUAGACAAUCUCUUAAUCAGAUAGCAUACAUUACAGUAAUAGUAAGUACUUUGCCUUAACAACUACAAGUGUUAUUUUUAACUCACUUCAUUUAGUCACAUCCAAAACAACCACCAAUUCCGUAGUCUGAAACCUAUGAUUUUGUUUUCGUUCUCAAAAUGAAGGAAAAAGACUACAAUUUUCAUCAAAGUGUGCACGCAGUUUUAAACAGAAAAGGUCUAUUUGAUGAAAACUGUUUUUGAUGAAUUCCCUCUCCAUCCCUCAGGCUUUUUUAACCAUAGUUUCAAAGCGGAUCAUCCAGUCCUGUACAGAUAAGCCCAAAGACAAAGUGAAGCCCCUUUUAACUGUCUAUCUCUGGAAAACUAAAGAAGCACAGUAAAGACUCUUCCUUGUUUCUCUGUUUAAAUCAUGUGCAGCAGAAUCUACAACUGGCACUUUAGGGGGACAUUUUAUCUGAGGUCUUAUUUACCAGCAACGCCUCAUUUUUACACUGCAAAAAUAUACACUGAAAGACUUAAAGGUGUACUAUGUAACUUCUCUGGUGUAUCCAUGGAGAUGUUAAUGUUUUGUUCAUUUAAUGUCUGAAAUGCUCCACAGUGUAUGCCUGUGGACUUUCCUAUCUUGCAUUAUUCAGUUGUUUUUAUUGACACAAAAUAGCCGGGAAAAAUUCUUAUGCUAAGUGGGGUCGCCUCUCGACAGAUCUGACCUGUAACUUGGACUUGUGUGACAUUCUGACCUGCUUAUCUCCAUGGAAAAAGAUAAGUUUAAUGACAUACUUUGGAAUAUUCAAGGCAAAGUUAUAACAUCUCAAAGAAGUUACCAGAAAAGUUACCUUUAAAAUAUUUUGAGUUUGGGUUUGUUUACUUGAUGAACAUAGAUUAUUUGAUUAAUUUCAGUUAAUUUCACAUUUCCAAUUUACAGCUACACCCCAAAAUCUAAUAUCCUGGACAGAAAUUUCAUGAAUGAGUUGAGAUUUUACUUCAAAAUCUGAGAAAUUAAGAUUAAAAUGUACCCAAAUGUUGUGUAAUAUGUAAAUGGAACUUACCUUAUUGAUUUAUUUUACUUAUUUCAAAUCAGAAAUAUCAUAAUGUAGGACCUAUUCAUAAAUAAUGUAGUAUUUUUUGCAGUGUAGAACUAUGCUGCUAAUAAGCACCACGUGAAAUGCCCCUUUCCUCCUCCCCACCCAUGUACUUAUACUGUAAAUACACAUAUUAUAGUCCAAUGUUUAUACCUUCAAUUAAGAUGUUACCCCAUGUAAAAAUACAUUGUCAUUUGUUAACAAGAAUCUAGGGGGUUUUGGUGUUGCUAUUAACUGUAAUAUAUUACUGAAACUAUAUUCACAGACAAUACUAGCAAAAUGUGAACCAUGUAACGACCCAACUUUUAUUUUGAAAACCCGAAUGAUUCUCAGUGUGUUGUUCUUUGCACUACUGUGAGGUCCUGUAAAACUCAAAAAAUCACAUUGUAACAGUACCCUUUACUACUAUAGAUGCCAGGGAUAUUCAUUACUUUGUGUGUACUAUACUUUAUACUACAAUACUGGGUUGAUCUUUGAGGUUGAUUGCUGUUCUGUCAUGAUCAACGCUGGCUCAAAAACAGUUGGGAUGCUGUGUGAGAUGUAAUUUUUGUAUAUACGUUAUAAAAAACCUUCACUCACACUAUUUUGGGGUGUUUAUCAUUUCAAGGGCCCAUAUUACUAUUUUCUAAUUUAUGUUGUAAUGUUAUUUUCUCAUCAAAAACUUACCUGGAGUUUCAUUUGCACGUUUAACACAAAUCCGAGUUCUUUUCUCAGACUCUGUCCGCUUUGUGUUAAGACAGAAAGUGUUCAACUGUGUUUUUAAACUCCAUACACUUUCACUAAAGUCAUUUGGAUAAUUUCAGCCCUGGAACUGCCAAUCUCUACUGAACUAAAAGUAAAAGGUAGCUGUUAACUUGAAAACUACCUCUUCAUGAAAUGUUUGCGAUGAGGAAAAAACAUUAUAACAGAUCAGAAAACAGCGUAAUAUGGGCCCUUUAAGUGAGAGAAUCCUAUCUUGUUUUAUAUAGAUUAUCAGAUCGUAUUUAUUCACAUUUUACACAGCAUCCCCACUUCUUUUUCCGGGUUGUGGUUCUGCUUUACCUGGGUUGAUAAAGGACUUCUAGCUUGAAGGGUUUACGCUGUGAAGCUUAUCUACUGCAGUGGCCGAACGCAGUCUGCAUAAAGAUCAGUUGGCUCCACGGCGAGAGGGUGCCAGAUCGGACGCGCAUGUUGGUGCAAUCUGCUGUUGUCGUCGCCACGGUGACGUCCAUAAAGCAAAUGCGUAACAUGAUGGAAAUGAUAUACGGAGGAAAAAU